UAGUUGUGUAUUUAUUUGGUUUUGUGUUUCAUUUGUCCUUCCCUGUGCCUUUGUUGAUACCGGACUUCUGCAAUGCAUCCACAUAUGUCAUAAAUGAUAUAUACUCCAGUUAACUGGUAUAACUCAUAAUCCUGUUGUCUGUCCGUGAGCUCCCUCUGUUGCUCUGACAGUGCAAACGCAGCUUGAUUUUGGCCUCAGUGCUCGAGGUCCGAGGCUGUUGGUCCCGUCCGGCCCGACAGUUAGAAAUGUGGCUAAUGUCUCCCAAAAGAAAGAAGACUUUCUGAACUGCUGAAACGAGCCAUCAGUAAUUCAGGCCACAUCUAUAUAUCUGCGUACACAUGAAACUACUGAAACAGACUCAAAAAGAUGUAGUAUACAUGCCAGAUCAGUAUGUGGCGCUGUAAUUCUGCCACAGAGAUGCACUAAAAAUAGAGAAGAAGACUAGGAGCAUGUGCUGUAUACAAACUUUAGUAAAGCUAAUAGGCUCGGUAGCUUCUGCGGCACGAACACAAGCAUGUAGUCCACUAUUGUGGUUGUGGUUGUUGUUGCUGUUACGUGACGUAGCGGUGUCUGACUAGGGUCGAGACGUGGGGUGAUGACAUCAUCGUUUCACUAAAUAUAUUGGCUGUACACACGAAAACACAAGGAUGUCGUUUUCAGAUUUAUCCAGUCUGGGACCCGGUUUAAAUAAAUAGCGGUUUCAAGCUUCCAAAGCGCCGGAUCCGUCUGGACGAAAUGGCGAUACGAUACAAUUUUUUUUUGCCUAUACAGCUAAACGCGUCUCCGGGUGGACGGACUCUCAGUCUCACUUCCUGCUUGUGGGACUCUCAGCAAAGAUUAAGAAGGACAAGACCUGACAAAAUGUUGAUCAUGGCGAACACCACAAACAGGCAACAUAACACCAAGAUCAAAUCUCAUAUGACUUCCAAAAAUGGACAAAAGGAGAGGCGACAAAGACCAAACAGCAAUGGUGCAAAAGAGAGUGGUGGCAGGGGUAGAAGUUCAAGUGUAAGGCCUGUAAAGGUGCAGAGAGAAGACUCUUCAGAGCGCAGAACCCAAGACGAGGGCUGUACACCGCGAAGUAAACCUGGAGACGAGGACAGCGCCAGUGACCUCUCUGAUUCUGAAAGAUAUUCUGCGUUUCCCACUCAAAUUUCUCCGCCUGACCUCAACCUGCGUGCAGAGGUCAUAGACCCGUCUGACUUUCAUCCCUCCAGACCUGCUUGUCGAGGGCAGGACAGGUUCAGAGGAAGCUAUCCAGAUUUCCUGCCGCCUCCUUUCAAUUCUUGGAGUCUCAAACAGUUAGCGGUGUACUUGAACACCGACGGCAAGAGCACUCCUCGGCCCAAGCCCGUCGGGCAGCUCGAGAGAUACUUGGACCGGCUAUUGCAGAUGGAAUGGCAUCAGAUCAAAAGUGUCCAAGAAGACAGCAGCAAAUCCAAUGCCCCAGUACCUAAAGGUCGCCGCUUACCUCAUUCAUCUUCUCAUCUCAGCCUCAGCUCUCCUAAAUGUAUCCUCCAGUGUCAGCGCGCGUUCCCUUUGACGCUCCUGUCCUCUUUGGCCAGUGCUCCCGCCCUUCAGCUUUCAAGCUGUACCUGUCCACAUUGCCAGAAUCAGUAUGCCGUCUUGAACGGAUCGUGCCGCUCUUAUGCCUACCAUCACCACACACGGUUGAGUCCACUCCUGGAGAAGAAGCGCCAGGCCUCAGGUUUGCCUAAACGGAGCAGCAGCGAGAGCAGGGCUAAUCAGCUGGAACCCAGACUCAGAUCCCGCGAGCACAGACUCAGCGACCCUCUGAGCGAGAGCAGACACUUGAGGCGCAUGCAGGCUGUCGGGAACAUUCGCAAUCCUGCUGCUUCCACAUACAGCUCGGACCAAGCUUCUACUGCAGCUACAACUGACAGUAUCGGUGAUGUGAAAAAGAGGAGUCGUUCCUGUGUGGGCGUGAGCGAGGCUGGCUUUAGGGCACGAGGACGCAGCGAACAAGGGAAGAGCUCAGAUAAAACACAGCAGGACUCAGAACUGUCUUGUGCUGUAUGUUCAGAUGGGUUACAAAGAUCGAAAGACUCUGCAACUAGUCGACUGACCCGGAAGCAGAAACACGUUGAAUUUGUCACAAAGUAACUUCAAUACAGUGACCUGGAAAACUUACUGUAAAAUGAAUGAAUUUCAUUGAUAAAAGAAUAUCAAGCCAAGUUACGAGAAAUUUGUGCAGUGACAUUUACAGUGUGCAACAGAUCCCUGUUAUUUUAGUGAAUGUAUGAAGUCAGUUCAUCACAUGAUGUUACACUAACGUUUUGCAAAGUUGUCUUCAUUUUCAACAGUAUUGAUUUAUCAUUUGAAAUCUUAUAGUGAAGUUCAAGCAUACAUACAGGCAAAAUGGUUUGUAAACAAAUUCAUAAGGAAAAAAAUAUAUAUAAACAAUAAAUCAGCUACUUAUUGGAUUCCAAGUGAUCAAGGGCUUAGGGUGUUCCAUUUAAACACAUUUCAAGGGUUCCGCCAGUAGUGGGCGCUCGUGCAACGUAAGCAAUGACGUACAUCCGAGUGAACGAGACGGAGGGAAGUUAGCGAGAAAAAGGCAUAAAAAAGUGGACUUAAAUACAGCCACGUUCUUUUCUGUGUAUAAAUACGAAUAACCGACGCAAUUAUUAGUAAAUGAGACCCAAUCUUUUUAGUGGUUUAAAGGUCCGUUCGCGCUAAGAAUGCUAAUGCUAAUGAAAAACAAAGAUAUCAUUUAAAAAAAACAUUGUAAAUAUGAAAGAUUAGCAGAGUUCACACCACAACUAUAACGACACAGAGGAACGAUAUCGUUGGAAUCGAUUUCAGAAUGAUUUGUUUCCAGCUGAUGAACGAUAAAAACAUUGACAGCCAAUCAGAAUCCAUCCUGCUUUAAAGAGCUCGAGCAUUUAACUUUAUAGUUAUCAUCUUUAACUUUAUAGUUAUCAUUCUUGGUGUGAACGGGCCUUUAAGCCUCUUCAGUUCAGCACAACCAUUUUGCCUGUUUAUGACUGCAUUAUUUUAAAAAUGAAGUUUAAGUUGUGUUUCAGUAGAACUCUAUGCAUGUUUAUUUGUUUAAAUUCUUAUUUUUAGUAACUGUUCUUUUAUUGUUUGUAAUAGCAGUAUAUCUACAUUAAUAUCUCUGAAGCAUCUUUUAUCAGCGCUUAAAUAAAAAUAAACAAUGUUUUUUUUUUCAGCAAUACUUAUACGUCACAGAUGAUUCAGUUACAGCAGUGUAUGUAAUGUUCAGUUUCUUAACAAUGGUUAACCACUCGCAGAAGAUGACCAGAGAUUACAGUCACAAAUGACGUGCUGUAGAUGAAACUUCACGUGUCUGCGCACCAUACCCCAACUCGACUGUCCCAGUGAGCAAAAGCAGUCAUCUUACAUUGUAUAACUUAUUAAUUUUCCUAUUCUGUGUCUGAUUCAAAAGGUCAAUGUGAUGACUAUAAAUAAAAUAUGCUUGUAAAGCUCUUUA
This is a messenger RNA of Ctenopharyngodon idella (grass carp), 3475 nucleotides long. It is a transcript of the gene fam217bb, whose product is annotated as family with sequence similarity 217 member Bb. The coding region runs from base 736 to 2124 and encodes 462 amino acids. The record is from RefSeq and is a predicted model, not a curated record. NCBI's taxonomy places the organism in Eukaryota, Metazoa, Chordata, Actinopteri, Cypriniformes, Xenocyprididae. The transcript has 3 exons.